Molecule: messenger RNA, 2808 nt
Organism: Aedes aegypti (yellow fever mosquito)
Lineage: Eukaryota; Metazoa; Arthropoda; Insecta; Diptera; Culicidae
Exons: 4
Coding region: 1136-2416 (426 amino acids)
Source: RefSeq, a predicted model, not a curated record
AAGUUUUGAUGUUAUUACUAAACAUCUCAAAGAUCAUUUGGCAGAAGGUGUUCCAGUGUAUUGCCCCCUAAAAUGCAGGAUAAAACCGUUUAAAACUGGUAACGCGUUGAAAAUACACAAUAUAUACUAUCAUCAAACCAUCAAACAUUUCAACGAAUCGGUAGGCAGGGUUGAAUCGUGCAGUACAACCAAUUUAUCAGAAUCCAAGAGCACAAAUGAAUCGAAUACAACAUUAGUCGAAAACGAGCACAUUUCAAAUGCAGCGAAAUCUUUUGGAGUUAUGUUUUUAAAAUUACUGUGUAAACACCACGUCACGAGCGCUGCGGUCCAACAAAUUGUUGACGCUAUGGUAGAGCUUACAUCAUCCCAAGAAGAUUGGAAUCGUCACAAAAUUUCUGUAAUUUCGCAAAAAUUCCAGUUAUCGGAAUAUGAAAGUAAUGAAAUUUUACAGGACUUUGGAUCAGAAACUGUUAGUACCAUUUUAUUCAAUCCAGAUAAUGGAAUGUUUCGCUCCGAACAUAUGCGCCAAAAAUAUUUUAAAGAGAAUUUUUGCUAUGUACAACCAGUAGAAAUAGAAAUUUCACCCAACAGUGGCCGUUACAUUUACUAUGUACCUAUUUUAAAAACAUUGGAAUCAUUGUUUAACGGAGGAUUAAGAUUGACGCCAUCAACUUUAACGUCCAACAACGGUUUCAUGACAAACUAUACAGAUGGUCUUCGAUUUUCAACAACUGGAUUAUGCCGAGAAGCUAACAGUGUACACAUAUUCUUAUAUCAAGAUGGAUUUGGAACUGUAAAUCCAUUAGGUGAUGCAAAGAUGCGUCAUAAAAUGGUUGGAGUAUAUUUUACCAUUGGAAACAUGCAUCCAGCUCUGAGGGCAAAGGCAGACAACAAUUUUUUAGCCCUAUUGUGUUUUGAAAAAGACUUGAAAAAGUAUGGAGUGGAUUCUAUCUUCAAGGUACUUAUCGACGACAUGAAAGUAUUGGAAACGAAAGGACUACGAGUAAUUAUUGAUAAAUGUGAUGUAAUAGUACAUGGUACAAUAUUUGCACUGCUUGGUGAUAACCUAGGUAACAAUAAUAUUCAGUCAUCAAAUGCGAAAUGAUACAAUGUAUUUUUCUUAGGUACACAUCAAAUGGCUGGCUUAGUCGAAAAUUUCUCAACGCACCAAUAUUUUUCACGGUACUGCUACACGACCUUGAGCGACUUUCGGCGCACUCCCUUACAAGACUGUGAAAUGAGGCAUCAAGAUACCUAUGAACAGGAUCUAUUAGGCUGCUUAAACAGCGGGAAACCGACUAGAGGCGUUAAGACUUCCACUAUUUUUAAUGAUCUUCAAUAUUUCCAACUAUUUGAACUUGGGAUGCCACCUUGUUUAGCCCAUGACUUAUUUCUUGGUUGUUUCAAUUAUGACAUCAUGCUAGUGUUUCGACGGUUCAUCAGAAAUAAGCUCGUUGGAGAGAAAUAUCUACAAAGCAGACUAAAUUACCUCUUAAAGAAGUUUGAGCUGAACUCUAAGAUUAGCCUCAAUUUGAACAAGAAAUGUGUCACCAGCAAAGCAAUAGAUGUUUGGCAUAUGAUCCAAAUAAUACCAUUAUUGCUGCUCAAACUAACACGUCUGCACGAGGAUCCUGCAUUCAAGCUCAUCAUAAUGUUGAAAAACAUCACUGAUAUUGUGACUGCUCCUUUGAUUUCUUCAAGACAAGUUGCAAUGCUCAAACUUGAAAUUAGUCACUAUUUAGAAAUCAGAUCAUCGCUUUUUAUGUCUCCUUUGCGACCAAAACAUCACUACCUUUCACAUUACCAUCAUCUUAUCCUCCACUAUGGCCCACUUAUGCAAUUUAGUACUUUGAGCGGUGAGCGGAAGCAUUCAUACUUCAAAACAGCAUUGCGGCAUGCAGGAAAUUAUAAAAAUGUCUUGAAGCUUUGUAGUGAAAGACAUCAGUACUUGCAAGCUUAUUUAAGUGCGGAUAAGCAGAGAUUCAACGAAAAAAUCAUCUACGAAGGAACCAUGCGUACCUGCGAAGAUUUGAAUAAAAAUGAAAAGCAACUUAUGGAACUGUUUAAUUGUUAUGGAGAAAACUUCAAGUACACAGAUUCUGGUAUUUGCUUGGGUACGACAAUCAAAGUUGGAUACUGUUUAUUCAUGGAGCAUGAUGAGUUCGAGGAUUUAUUCUACAUAAUUAUGAUACAUGGUAUCAUUUUAAACGAUACUACCGACGACAUUUUUGUUUAUGGAGAUAAAAUAAGUGCAUCAUACUUCACGGAGAUGGGAAUCCCAGUUGUUCAGGAUCAUAGUACCGAAGAUGUAAACUGCGUUAAUUUGAAAGACCUUCCCGAUAUCACUCCGCUGAAGUUAUACAGAUGUCAAGAAAAUACUUAUCUGUUCAAUAGUCAUGCAAUUCCUAGAAAAUAAGCAUGUGUUCUACGAUGUCCCGACUUAUACGUAUAUGUGAUUCCCAAAGAAGGAAAUCGUUUGUUAAAUGUUGCCCCACUGUUGCAAAUGUUUUAGAAAAAGGUCGUUCACAUUUUGAAAAAGAACUCACAAGCAUCGUUUUGGAAGCAGAUGGAUCCAUGAUCGUGGAAGAUGAAGUGCUGGAUUUGUUGUCAUCAGAGGGAUUGAGUUUCAUGUUGCUGGGAAAUUCCGAGGAAUGGAGCGAGAAAAACACGACGACGAGCGUUGACGAGAAUAAAAAACAUGACAUUCAGCAAACUCAGACUUUCCAAGAGCCGUCCCGUUCAUCGAGUGUUAUGGAUUCUACGUUAUCCUCGAUAGCCUCGAUAGAACUAGCGGAAUGUGACGCUGUG